GCCGCAGACCAAUUUUAUUUUGGAAAACGACGGACGUGAUAGGGUGAAUGCGACUACUCGGCUAGGGACAGUUGGGAGAAGGAUUAACCGCGAUACCGUGAUGGAGGAGGUUGCUGGAAGUUUGGAACCCCAGGCAGAGCCUGAGGCCGAGGAGCCGGAAAAGGUCUAUGGGAAACCUAGGGAAGAGGAGCCUGCCGACAAAGUUUCCGCUGCCAAGAAGAAGUUUAGGUACCAAAUCCCGAUCUUAUCCUUACCUGAGAUAGACGACACCAUUAGCAAGUUACUAGGGACCAUGGUGUCGGUGUCUUUUCAGACUAUGCUGCAUGCUAGCCCUAGGUUGCUCAAAGGGCUUAGACAACUGUUGACCCGGCGGCGAGUAGAAAUAGGCGACAACCCCGAACUACCUGAAGGGGAGAGGGAGGAGGAAGUUCCGCAAGAAGUGGCUAACCUGCAGAGGAGUCGAGGGGACUUGGAGGAUCUCGAGAAGGCCUUUGAAGACAUUCGUUUGAGCUUGCCCGACCGAGAGGGCGGCGAAGUCAUAAGAUCGCUACCCGGGACGAAGCUUAGCUUUCAUGCGCUACCCGUAGGGACAUUGAAAAUCCAGAUCGGGAGUCAUCACACUGACGCAUUAGUAGACGGGGGGGCAGAAAUCACCCUUAUAAGAAGAGAUUUCGCAACGAUCACGGGAUGUACGGUAAACAAGGAAGUAACAGGGAGCAUCUGGGGAACUGGCGGGGAAAUCCCGUUCGCUGGGAAGCCGGAUCCGGCAAAGACCGAUAAGAUAUCACAGUGGCUGAUGCCACAACGCACGACGACGGAGGUAAGCGCAUUCGUAGGCGUAGUCGGCUUUUGGAGGAUCUUCAUUAAGAUUUUUGCCAAGAUUGCUGAGCCUAUCCGGGCUAUGAUAAGGGAAGAAGGAACCAUGAAUUGGACGGAGGAGCGAGAAGGGGCUGUCCAAAGGCUUAAGGACAUAUUGACAUCUGAGACAGUCGCCCUGUCCGCGCCUUGUUUUAAUGACGAAGUGGGACGACCCUUCAUCCUAGAGACGGAUGGAGGACCUUUGGCCGUAGGAGGUGUGUUGAUCCAAAGGGAUGAGGGAGGAAAAGAGAGGCCGAUUAGGUUCGAAAGUAGAUCCCUGAACUCCGCAGAACGGCGGUACUUGCAAUUCAAGAAGGAAGUCCUAACCAUCCUGCAUUGCCUUAAGACCUUCCAGGCCUACCUAUUUGGGAGGCGGUUCAUCUUAAGGAUCGACCUGACGAAUGUCACAGGGACCCUAAAGAAUUACAGACCUAAAGAUCCGACGGUAGGAAGAUGGGUAGGAUUCAUCUGGCAGUUCGAUUACAAGAUCGAACGGAUUGCUGGAAUCCGCAACAAGGCAGAUGGGCUGAGUCGGGUUUGCAUCACCCCCGAAGGGAUGGAGGCUGCAGAACCCAUAGACGCCUUCCUCGAAUACGAAGGAGGAACUCUUGCGGUGGAUAACGAAAUGAUGAGAGGAGAAUGCACAUCGGGAUAACUAUUGAUCCAUACUUUGGAGAAAGGGGCACCUGCCGUAGUAGCAGAACUUAGAGAAGGGCUAGUUACCACUCGAGGACGCAGAGAAGAAAAUGACUCAUGGGGAAGGAUAGUAUGACCGAAAGAGGAACUGAUAGCAAUGACGGUCGAAGGGGGUCGGGAAGCAGUGAUGAGCUUAGUGGAAUCUUGGGGAAGGAAAGAGUUGCAAUGAGUGGUAAAUCAGAUGCAGGAAGGAAAGGAUGGGGACAAGGAAGGAGAUAAGUUUUUCUAUGUCCAAUCAUACGAAGGGCUCUUUCGGGAGAUCGGUUUGUUGUUGGUAGGAAACAAACAACCUACGGAAGU
This is a messenger RNA of Chara braunii, 1854 nucleotides long. The record is from the annotation of a GenBank genome assembly. Lineage: Eukaryota; Viridiplantae; Streptophyta; Charophyceae; Charales; Characeae.